Pyrus x bretschneideri (Chinese white pear) is the source of this 874-nucleotide messenger RNA. Its product is annotated as cold-shock protein CS120. The record is from RefSeq and is a predicted model, not a curated record. Gene Ontology annotation, biological process: response to water. Bases 103 to 687 code for a protein of 194 amino acids. NCBI's taxonomy places the organism in Eukaryota, Viridiplantae, Streptophyta, Magnoliopsida, Rosales, Rosaceae. The transcript is spliced from 2 exons.
CAAACGCAUCAUACCGAACAAAUCACAAGUAUUGUCAAUUAAGUUGUAUUAGUCGCAAGGCAUUGUUAUUACAGUUUCAUUUGUUUGUUUAUCUUUUGAAAUAUGGCGAAUUAUGGUUCAACACCCGAAAAAACUACCGAGGAGUACUACGGGAACCCGACUUACAAUGGUAGCGCCGGAGCCGGUAGGACCGACGAGUUCGGGAACGCGGUUCAACAAGGUCGGACUGAUACCGGCUACGGGACUGCUGAUACCAAGACUGGUGAUGAAGGGAUUGUUGGGCAUCAUGGCGGCCCCGCCGUGCUUCAGCGCUCAGGAAGCUCCAGCUCUUCGUCUGAAGAUGAUGGCAUAGGUGGGAGAAGGAAGAAGGGACUGAAAGAGAAGAUUAAGGAGAAGCUACCAGGUGGUGGUAACAAGGAUGACCAGUACUCCGGUGGAACGCAGACCACUACCCCUUACGGUGGUGGGACGACUUACACAGGUGAAGGAGGGCAACGCCAGGAGAAGGGUACGAUGGACAAGAUCAAGAAGAAGCUGCCAGGUGGGAAUAGGGAUGACCAGUAUUCUCAUGACACGUCAACUACUGCUGCACCUUAUGGUGGGACAGGGCGCACAGGAGAGCCCCAGGAAAAGAAGGGCAUAAUGGACAAGAUCAAAGACAAGCUUCCUGGUGGCCACGCCGAGUAGAUCAUAUCCCGUUUCACAUAACUAUAUGUAAAUGCCAGUCAGUGUAUAAUAAAAGAGUGUCUGGUCUGACCUCGGUUGCGUGAUCCGUGCGUGGGUGAUCCAUCGUUGCGCACUGUUGUUUUUGUUUCUGUUAUGUGUAAUUUUGUCUGCCGUUCCCUUUGUAUUAAUAGUAUAUUUGUUUGUGCUA